Molecule: messenger RNA, 1289 nt
Organism: Paralichthys olivaceus (Japanese flounder)
Lineage: Eukaryota; Metazoa; Chordata; Actinopteri; Pleuronectiformes; Paralichthyidae
Product: low affinity immunoglobulin gamma Fc region receptor III-A-like
Biological process (GO): cell surface receptor signaling pathway
Cellular component (GO): plasma membrane
Molecular function (GO): transmembrane signaling receptor activity
Source: RefSeq, a predicted model, not a curated record
AUAAAUAUAUGUAACCCCCUCGGGGCUUGGCUUCCUACAGUGCACCCAGAAUGGACGUGGUCAUUUCCCUCCUCUUUAUUUUGACUCUUGCGCAGCAUCUACCACCUGUGGCGCCUUUAGAGACCUUAUUAAGUGCUGUUGUGGAGAGUGUGUUGGGGGACUCGAGGAUCUUCUCUGGGGAGGAGGUCCGGCUGAGAUGCAGCGUUCCUGAUGUCCAUGGGUCCAAAUGGGAUUACCAGUGGUUUAAAGGAUCUGAGAAGCUAGGACACUCUGGCGAGCACCUGGUCCUGUGGAAAGCCAGGGUUAAAGAUAGUGGGAAAUAUUAUUGCCAGGGCCUGAGGGACUCACUGGUGGGAAACAUAUACACCCUCAAGAGUCUGCCUGUGGAGAUCCAGGUGGAUGGAGGUUGGGCCAUCCUGGAAGUCCCACCUCAACAUGGCCUCGUUGGACAAACCUUAAAGUUCACGUGCCAUGUCCGAGGCAAUCCCUCAAUUCAUGAGGUGAUUCUGUACAGGGACAAUGUUGAAAUCAUGAUACAAAGUGGCAGCAACCCACAUUUUCACCUGAACAACCUGACCCUGGAAGACCAGGGGAUGUAUUCUUGCCGGGCCUCCUGGGACGCAGACAGACUUACACGCUCUGUCAUUUCAGCUGAGGCUUCAGUGCAGGUCUUAGAGGUUCUGACACAGCCAAUUUUGGAGAUUGUUGAGUUAGAUCACCUAAAGAUGAGACUCAUCUGCCACCUCCAAUACAACGCCCACGCUCCUGCCCCUUCAAUAAAUUACUAUUUCUACAACAACAACAAGCGACUGGGAACAGCGACCUCUGAGAACCGAUUUCUGGCCAAACAGAGACCAGGCCAUUACAGCUGCAAAGCCAAGGUGCCUCAGUUGGACAUCUCCAGGUGGAGUGAACCCAAAAGCUUUGGACAAGUGACAGGACAACCGACGAUGCCUCCCUUUCUUCAACCCAGAAAUGCAAGGCCUUUUGUUCCCCCAGUCUCAUCCCCAGCAGCAGCCCAGAUGUUUCUUUACCAAGCCUCUCCAGCUCCAGACUCACAGAUGUCACACAAUGAGAUGCCAGAUUACUUUGAUGACAUGACUCCAACCACUGUUAUACAUUGACAAGUUAUCAUACAUUCUAAACUGUUGCAUAUGUGAAUGAUCCUAAAUCAAAAUAAUAAGGUGAGACUCAAGUAACUCCAAGUAUAAACAUCCUCAUCUCCUCUGUAUGAUCAAAAGUGUUGAUUCAAAAAAAGAAUUCAAGUAAAUAAAACAUUCCAUAAAUUG